Molecule: messenger RNA, 2541 nt
Organism: Tigriopus californicus
Lineage: Eukaryota; Metazoa; Arthropoda; Copepoda; Harpacticoida; Harpacticidae
Product: serine/threonine-protein phosphatase 6 regulatory subunit 3-like
Exons: 14
Coding region: 16-2247 (743 amino acids)
Cellular component (GO): nucleus; cytosol
Molecular function (GO): protein phosphatase regulator activity; protein phosphatase binding
Source: RefSeq, a predicted model, not a curated record
CCUAAUGCAUCAAUUAUGAAUUGGUAUAACUACCAAGUGGGUUACCUUAAAGUGUUCGAGUUCUUGAAGACUAAACCCGUGGUGAAGGACUUCUUGCGUCACAUUGGCACGUCGUCCAUCUCAGACUUGAUUCUCACCUUAGUCACUUGCGGGGAUGACACCACCGUUCGACCCAUGCUCCUCAAUUGGUUGGACGAGAGUCGAUUGGUGCAGUCCAUCAUUGAGCUUCUCCAUCCAAAGUUUUCGCGCGAUACCCACGAUAAUGCCUCUCAGCUCCUGAUCGCCAUUUUUCCCAUGGCUCGCGAGGAAGAGUAUCAAACGGUCACGGAGAAAGUCGAAGACCCCUUGUUACAGACAUUGGAAGAUCCAGCCACUGUGGACCUUCUACUCGAGGUCAUGUUCACGCCCCACCCGGAAACGGAAGCCUAUUGUGAGAGUUCUAUCAUCAACGGAAUCACCAUUCUUCUGUCGCUCUUGAAGGCCCGAAAUUCAAAGUCGACCGAGUCCACCACGGCUUUAGGUUUUUCUGCGGCGACGUAUCAUGCGGGUACGGCUGUGCCGGAUAGUGAAGUUACGACGCCGGAAGAAGCGGCCAGACAAAAGCACAUCUUGGUCGCAACCAUCAACUCCAUCCUGCCCAAGUUACCUGACUUUACGGAUCUGCUUGUCAAUCCACCGCCCAAAAACGCCAUGAACACCACGGCAGGACCUCUGGACCCGCCGUUGGGCGCCACUCGUCUAAGUGUUGCCAAACUGGUUAGUGCCCUGAUUGCGACCAAUUACAAGGACGUUCAUUUGAAAUUGAUCGAGUGCAAAACGGUUGAUAUCCUUCUGGAUCUGUUCUUUAAAUACUCCCUCAACAAUUUCCUGCAUGCACACGUGGAGCAAUGCAUCAAAAAAGUGUUCAGCUUCAAGCCUAUUUCCAUUCAAAAACACACCGACGAAAACAAGACUGUCGGCCAACCCAAAACCGACAAGAGUCCCACUCGGGAAACGCCUGACAAAUCCAAAACCGAGGAGAAGAUCGAGACAAAACAAGAAGACACUCCUCCGGAUACGGGUCCCGAAACGACACCCGAAGAAGAAGAUGCGAAAGAUCCUGCCGCCCCCAAGAUGGAAGAGACUGAAGACACCAUGGACACUACGGUUCCAUUAGAAGAUGGGCCUCUGGAUUCGUCGGGCGAGUCUGAAUCCCCGGCCAAGCCCUACGAGAACCCUCUCCUUGAUCAUUUAAUUGCUCAAUGCCAUUUGGUGGAGAAGAUCCUGAAAGGGUUCGAAAUGAACGCGGAGGACGAAGCCAGGAGAAAACAAGCCUAUAUGGGUCAUCUGCUCACAAUUGCCAACUCUUUGGUUGAACUUCUGGACAAGAGUGAAUGUAGCGAAUUCAUCCGGAAUGUGAUGAAUUCUUGCGAAGCUACCUCGAGCAAUUGGGACUCUUUCGUGAAGGAGAAAUUGGUGGAAUUCAACGAGAAGAACAAGAUUGUCCAUCGCUACAACUACAGCAACUCCAUGAACAGCUUGGACGAGGACGGGUUCAAGGACAUGCAAUUUGCCCAAGAUAACGCUCAACAAGCAAAUUUUUCAAACUAUCAGAUGCAAGAGAUGUCCGAACAUUUUUUCGACUCUUUCGGAAUCAAUAACGAAGAGUUUAAUAACGACUCAGAUCCAAGUGCCUUGGCUAACGCUAAGAAUAUCUCCAAUAUCAGUUUUGGUUUGGAUGAUGACACUGGAGACGACAGUGCCAAAGAAAUGUUUGAUGCCGUCUGUAAUCAGAGAGUUGGAAAACUUCCACCAAUGUCUGGAGAUGACAUUGAUGAUUCAGAAGAUAUGUGGGAAAACAAGACGCGCGAGAUAAAUUUUGCCACAAACAUUGAACCCAUCCCGAAACAAAGUGUGACGCAAAUCAAUUCCUCUGAUGAUGAGGAUCGUGAUGAUGACGACGAUGAGGAUGAAGACAAUGUUAGAAGCAACUCAACCAAGUCUUCCUCUGAAAAGAAAAUGGAUGUAGACAAUGCUUGGCCUACUCCUGAUGAGGUGGAAGAUAUACCUCCUGCCAUGACUGGUGCGACCAUGGACACGGGCAAUCCGUGGGACUCGGCCACCGACCCCAAGUCACCCUUGAAACCCUCGCCCGUGGCCACACCCGUGACCGAAACGGGUUGGGCGGAUUUUGAUAACAACCCAGCAGCCUCCACCGUAGACUCAAAUACAGGUUCUGCUUCUCCCACAAAGGAUGAAACCUCAUGAUGGGAAAAGACCUGCCACUUGAAUUUGCGUUUGAUCUGGAUUAUAUAUAUAAUGAAUUGAUUGGCUUUGGAGUGUGUUCCAAGGCCAAGGGUGGUCCUAAGAUGAUUUUUUAUCCGUUCUACGGGGACUGGAGUCUUCAUUGGCAACAUUUUAGUACGACUCUACAACAAAAAGCUUGCUUCUCUGUGAUAGUCCAUUUGUGGUAGUACCAAAAAGCGCACGUAAAGAAGAUAUUUAAGUACGGAAAUAUCUAUGAUCUCCCACCCAUAUCGAUUGAUAAACGUUUGACCAUUU